CAACCUUUACAUCCACCCUCCAGUCCAGUAGGUGGCAGUAAUGCACCUUACAGUUGGCUGCCUCACUCAAAGAAUAACAAGAACUCAAACUGGACUGUGCACUUUCGCUUUCCUGUGCCGGUGAGACUGAAGAGAAACUCAGAGAUUCUGGACGAAAAUGAGCGACUCUUUCGUCAGUCCCCUGACCCUCAUCGGUGUCGGGGCCAGUUUCGCCUUCUCUUCCAUCUUCUACAGCCACUACCAGCAGAAGAAACUGGAAAUACAGAAGCUGAAGGAAAUCCCGAGCUUUCAGGCCGAUCAGCACCUGCUAAAAAUACUCAACGCCUCUCAGGACAGGCGGCUGCAUUAUGUAGCUGUGGAAGGUGUGGUCCAGCCGGUCGGCGAACCGCUGGCUAGUCGAUACGUUCCACGGUGCUACGGGGUCGUACAGAAGGUCACCACCCAGGAGCACUGGAAGGUGCGGAACGCGUCCGGAACAUGGGUCUCCAAAAAGAUGAACGCGAAGGAGACGAAGAGCAGCGUGCCGUUCCGCCUGUUCCAGCCAGGCUCGUACCUCAGCGAGAUCUCCGUGAAGGUGGAGUCCCCGCUGGAGGCGAAAGGGGAUUACCUGGAGGAGGUGCACAGGGGUGUCCGGAGGGCUGAGGAUGGGCUGCUGGACGUGGUGGUUCAGGGUGUGACUGGAGAGAAGCUGACCGCGUGGGAGGAGAGGGAGGAGGUCCUCCGUGUGGGGACGGUUCUGACGGGUUUCGGGGAGGUGGUCCUAGAGCACGGGGGAGUGAUGAGGCUCCAGCCGCCGCGGGACGGACGCGCCUACAUCCUCCUCCCCGGAGACCACCGGAGCUUCAUCCAGAGACACGAGAACACGGCCGGAAUGUGGAAGGGGCUGACGGCGCUGUUCGGGAUCACUGGGUCCACACUGCUUGCCGCGUUCAUCUACAGCACGCUUAGUAAGGACAGUCAGAAAAGAUAGCAGCUUUCUAUAUAACUGAGGAAUGUUCUGGAAUUAGUGCUGUGGGGGGACGUUGGGGUGGGCGAUAUGACGAUAUUAUCAUGAUAAAUAUUACAAUACGCAACUCUACUGAGUAUAUGAUGGGUAUGGUCCCGAUCCUGGUCUGAGUUAUUUAAUAUAGAGUACUAAUACAGAGUCUGAUCAAUUAAUUUUAUUUUAGUAGAUCAUACAGCUGCACCAGUGCACAUCAGUUAUAUAAUAAAACCUGUCCAAUUUAGGCAAAUAAUCAUUUGUGUUCUCAUAUAUUAAACAAAAAUAUAUCUAUAUGAAAUAUUUGGGUGGUAUUUUAAAUUAAAUCUGGAUAUCCUCCUGGGGUCGUAUUACAGAAACUUCUUAACUCUGAAAUCUGUUUAGAAUGAGUGAUUAGUGUUUAGUCUCCAUGUGAAAUGUGUUUAGUCUUUAUGACGACUUCAGUACAGACUGAAUUUCGGACAGUAGCUGUUACAGAAUAACAGUUCCUACCUUCAUAAUCUCAUCAUCAACUCCAGAUAAGAAAACAGUAUCACACAAACAUCCUAACUAGACU
Molecule: messenger RNA, 1535 nt
Organism: Colossoma macropomum (tambaqui)
Lineage: Eukaryota; Metazoa; Chordata; Actinopteri; Characiformes; Serrasalmidae
Gene: mul3
Product: mitochondrial ubiquitin ligase activator of nfkb 1-A
Exons: 6
Coding region: 158-970 (270 amino acids)
Biological process (GO): organelle organization; protein ubiquitination
Molecular function (GO): ubiquitin-protein transferase activity
Source: RefSeq, a predicted model, not a curated record